UAUCUUUGGUCAGCUGUUUCACAACGUUUGGUUGUGUUGGAGCCUCCACAAUCUACAAGAGCAUGCAGCAUCCAAUUUGAGUCAUGGCUCAAGGGAAUUCAAAGUUGAAGAAGCCGCAGAAAAAGAAGCUCAGUCAGAAGCAGACCAAAGUCAAAUCCGGGGCCGUUAAGAAGGGUGGACCUAAGACCAUCACGCCCAAACGCGGCGCACCUCUCGAGGCUCACAAGGUCAAACGAAUCAUCGAGAAAAGCAUCCACAAGACCAUCGAGUCCGAACUCAGUGCUAGAGCCUAUCAAGUGGAAGAGGGCAAGAACUUCAAGAUCAUUGAAGCCAAAAACUUGGGCAAGAAGAACAAGAAGAGCAAGAAUACCUAA
Tigriopus californicus is the source of this 374-nucleotide messenger RNA. RefSeq lists its product as uncharacterized. The record is from RefSeq and is a predicted model, not a curated record. The transcript has a single exon. NCBI's taxonomy places the organism in Eukaryota, Metazoa, Arthropoda, Copepoda, Harpacticoida, Harpacticidae. Bases 84 to 374 code for a protein of 96 amino acids.